This is a messenger RNA of Glycine soja, 1636 nucleotides long. RefSeq names its product codeine O-demethylase-like. NCBI's taxonomy places the organism in Eukaryota, Viridiplantae, Streptophyta, Magnoliopsida, Fabales, Fabaceae. The record is from RefSeq and is a predicted model, not a curated record. The transcript is spliced from 4 exons. The coding region runs from base 207 to 1307 and encodes 366 amino acids.
AAACCAUGUCACCCAUGUGCUUGGAGCAACAACUGACGUGUAAUUAUGGAAGAAAAUGCCACAUGUAGUAUCCGCGGUUGCUCCGGAAAAUAAGCCACCCCGGCAAAGCCAUGUGCAAAGGAGUUAAUAAUAAUGUUUUUGUUUUCUCAUGCCUUUAUUUCGUGACCAAUGAUUUCACACCCAUCUGAGCCUAGGAAUUUGUGAUAAUGGAGCCAGAAACAGCAAAGCUUGGAUCCUCUCUUCUUGUUGAUUCUGUGAAAGAACUAGCAAAGAAGGCACUAAUCGAAGUUCCUGAGAGAUACGUUCAUCCAAACAUUGACCCUCCAAUUUUAGUCAACACAGACUCUUUAUUGCCACAGCUCCCUAUCAUCGAGCUACACAAGUUAUUGUCUGAAGAUCUGAAGGAACUGGAAAAGCUAGACUUUGCAUGCAAAGAUUGGGGCUUUUUUCAGCUUGUUAAUCACGGAGUUGGCAUCAAAUUGGUGGAAAAUAUAAAGAAAGGUGCACAAGAACUCUUCAACCUUUCAAUGGAAGAGAAGAAAAAGCUUUGGCAGAAACCAGGAGACACGGAGGGGUUUGGUCAAAUGUUUGGUUCUAAAGAGGGGCCAUCAGAUUGGGUAGAUUUGUUUUACAUUUUCACACUUCCAUCCCAUUUAAGGAAGCCCCACCUAUUCCCUAAUAUACCACUGUCAUUCAGGGAAAAUUUAGAGGAUUAUUGUAUAAAGAUGAGACACCUUGCCAUCAACAUUUUUGCUCUUAUAGGGAAAGCUCUUGGUAUAGAACUAAAGGAUAUUAAAAAGUCAUUAGGUGAAGGAGGCCAAUCAAUAAGGAUCAACUACUAUCCUCCUUGUCCCCAACCAGAAAAUGUCCUUGGCCUAAAUGCUCACACUGACGGAUCUGCCCUCACCAUCCUUCUCCAAGGCAAUGAAGUGGUAGGCCUCCAAGUUAAAAAAAAUGAAACUUGGGUUCCUGUUAAACCCCUCUCAAAUGCUUUCAUCGUUAGUCUCGGAGAUGUUUUGGAGGUAAUGACAAAUGGAAUAUAUAGGAGCACCAUGCAUCGAGCAGUGGUCAACUCACAGAAAGAGAGAUUAUCCAUAGCUACAUUUUAUGGCCCAGGAUGGAGUGGAAACAUAGGUCCAGCACCAACUCUUGUUACUCCAGAAAGACCGGCUUUGUUCAAAACAAUUGGCGUGGAAGAUUUCUACAAGGGAUACCUUUCACCUGAGCAUCUUGGGAAACCAAAAUCAUAUAUAAAUGAUGUUUUGAGGACCCAAAAUGGGCAUGUCAAAGGCCUAACUCCUAGCUAGAAUUGAAUUUGCUUAAUGUCAUUGAGGGAGACGUAUACUAAACCCUCACGAGAUAAUAAUGACUUCGUUUCAAAUACUAUAUAUGUAGUUCUUUGUCACAAGAUUUGGAUUGAAGUAUAUACAUAUAAGUGCUCGGCAUGUGAUAGGAUGUUAUAAUCAAAUUACAUGCAAUAAGGUUAGCAUAUAAAAAAAAAUGCAAUAAGGUUAGAAGAGUUAUGAAAUGUUUCUAGUGAGAAAGGCAUGGCUUAAUGCUCAUUCAAAACUAUCAAUGGUGUGAUACUCGUUAAUGGACAUGGUUAUAGGAGACCAGUGAUUAGAAAACCACUUAA